This is a messenger RNA of Symbiodinium sp. CCMP2456, 4842 nucleotides long. The record is from the annotation of a GenBank genome assembly. Lineage: Eukaryota; Dinophyceae; Suessiales; Symbiodiniaceae.
AUGCCUGUAAGUUCCAAAAGCGACACCAUGGUGGCCUCUGGAUGCCGGACAACUUGCUGGUGUGUUCUUCUGACGGGGUUCUUGGGUCUCUUGCUCGUGCCAAAUCUGUUGGCAUGCUGGCAGUGGGGCAAAGCGAUUCACCGGGUUGGCCUGCGCCAGCUGAUCUUUCACUUUCGAAGGGUCAGGAAGUUACGAAGCUGUAGUAGUUGCACGAGGGUCAUCCUGCCAAAAGAGCUGUAUAAACUUUGUGGAUGUUGCGAUUUGCUGUGCUGUCAACACUGUGCUUUGAAGGGCCAAGCUUCCCAUGAGCACGUGCUUCAUGACGAAGUUGAGCCUUUGGUAGUCCGCACUUCACAACUGGCGGCAGCCAACUGUGCUGCAGAAGCGUUGGUGACAUCUUUUCAUCUUUACUCCAGUCGGCGUUGUCUGGGCUGGCGCACUGGCGAAUCUUACACUUGGCACUCAUACGAGGAAAUUGGAUCUAUGUCUGCUCAUUUUGCAGAUGGCUUACAGCAGCUGUUGCGAAAGGUGUCGGCAACAAAAGGCAUCCCAGUCAUCGGCUUGCUGUCGGCGGUUAGCAUUCCGUGGUUCAUUGUCGACUUUGCGUGCUCUCUGGCGGCUAUCCCGUUGGUGACGAUGCACCGUGCAACAGAUGACGCAGCAUUGGCACAGAUUCUCGACAAAACUGGUCUAUGCCUUCUGAUAACCUCCAAGCACCUCCUGCCGGUGAUCCAGCGCGCUUCAAGUCGUGCAUCUGCUUCGCAGCUUCAAAUGGUAAUAUGGAUCGAGGACUCGUCUGAACCGUACUGUUUGCAGCAGUCCUCGCGCCCGGUGACCAAAGGAACAGACAGCAGUCCACCAAGCUGGCAGCAAAAAGGUUUUCUCGAGGCACUGCAAGAGGGAACUAAAGCUUUGAGAGUACCCUCCUGGAGGGAUCCGAAGCGUCUCGCCAAGCUGCUGCCAUCCAGUGGCAGCACUGGAGCCCCAAAACUGGCCGUGGUGACGGAAGAGGCACUGUUCAAGGGCAGUUGCGGGCGAACCCCGGAGUCGUCUGUGGAUAUCGUCACAUACGCUUAUGAAGCUAUCCGUCAAAGCCACGACGUGCUCAUGCAGGGCGGACGCAUAGGUGUAUUCUCGGGCUCGUUGGAUCGAAUGCUUGAAGAUCUCCGGGCACUUCGCCCGACUGUUUUUGCGGCAGCACCAACAUUCUGGACUGGCUUAUACUCUGACUUUGAGAACGACGUUGUUGAGGAGCUCGAGAAAAUGAAGGUUCAUGAAGCUGUGGCUCGGGCAAGUGUGCUGCGGACAUGGCAAGAACGGAGCCUGCUGGGCAACCGCAUUGAUGUGUUGAUCUCCACAGGGGCACCAUUGCAGCAUCAGGUGCAGCGCUUUAUCACUAGGGUCUUCGGCAAGCUGGUUGUGGACGGGUAUGGGUGCACAGAGACGGGCAGGAUCGCCAGCAAUGGCACAGUGGCAGAGAACGUGGAAAUUCGCCUGCUGGAUUUGCCUGAAUUGGGAUACCUCACCUCGGACAGCCCCCCGCGCGGCGAGAUUUUAGCCAGGACGCCCUAUAUGGCAGGAUACUUCAGCCUGGAGAGGUUCACUGAUCAAGGUACGGUUCGGCAGAUGGAAUCCGACUCAGAGGAUUGGAUUGUGCUCAACAGCGUGAUGUACUUUCGCACUGGCGAUGUGGGCGAGCUGGUUGCACCUGGCAAUGUGCGUGUGAUCGACCGAUGCAAGCACCACUUCAAGCUCGCCCAGGGCAUCUAUGUGGCGCCGGAGCCAAUCGAACGGGUCUUGCUGCAGAGCCCUCUGAUUUCGCAAAUUUUCAUCUGGGGAUGUGGCUUUAUGCAGGCUACUGGGGCGGUUGCUGUGCCCAGCACGAAACUGCUGCAGAAGCUCGGGCUAGCAAACAUGUCGCUGGCUGCUGCACUGGAGUCAGCCAACGACGAGGCAUCAGCUUUGGUCCUCCAAAGCCUUGCAGAUAUUGGCCGCAGAUGCAGCCUAAAAGCGUGGGAAAUUCCACAACGUAUUGUCCUGGAGCCGAUGGCGUUCUCGGAAGAUGCGGGCUUGCUCACCGCCUCGGGGAAGCUCAGUAGGACUGCGCUUAUUCGCCGUUAUGGCAAAUUGCUGUCCGAUGAACAGAGCGACUGCACAGGGCUGGAGAUCACCUCAGCACUUCCACAAACGGCUGGUGUGUGCGCUGGGCUACAUCGCAUUCUCAAGCAUAUUUCUCCGAAGCAGAAGUUUGAUCCCAGAGACUCUAUCCUCUCGCUUGGCUUGGACUCCAUGGGCGUGGCGAGACUCUCUGCCCAAGUGUGGCAGAAGUUUGGGCAUGAGGUCCCAGCACGCACUCUCUUCAUGUUGGAGACCCUUGCGGACCUGGAGCGACUGAUUCUGGCUGGGCCGCGAGCGACACGCGCGAUUGUCGGCAAGUGUUCCACGGUCGUGAACUUUGAGGAGGAAGCUGCCGCGAGAUGUGAGGACCUUGCAAGUUGCGUGGAAAGCCGAACCAGUGCCCAGAGGACACCGCAGUCUGGUCACGUGGUGCUCUUGACAGGCAGUACCGGUUUUCUUGGAUCCUUUGUUGCUCACGCGCUGGCCCACGCCGGUUUCAAGGUGCAUUGCUUGGUGCGGGCCACGUGCCAGGAAGAGGCCACAGAAAGAUUGCGAGCGUGCUUAAGCUUCUAUCAGCUGUCUGAGGACGUUCCCGAGACAAUAUCUGCUCUGCCUAGCACGGGCGUAGAGAAUCCUUGCUUGGGUGUGUCCGAGCAUGCGAUGCCUGGCAUGAUCGACUCUAUCGUCCACUGUGCAGCAACAGUUUCUGGAGUGCUGCCGUACAGCGCCCUGUGCACUUCCAACGUGACCGGCACAAAGCAAGCUAUCUUGCUGGCACUGCAGAAAGGGGCAAGGCUGGUACAUGUUUCUACGCUGGGCUUUGUAGAUGAUGGCCAUCCGGAGACAAGCAGGAUCUCCACCGCCAACUUGCAUCAACGAUCGGGGUAUGCCCAGUCAAAAUGGAUGGCUGAACAAUUGGUCUGGAGAGCCACGGAGUCAUUUGGACUACGAGCGGUUGUCUUGCGACCUGGCACGGUUUGUGGGGCCCGGUCUGGCGCGAGCAACACAAAAGAUGCUGUGAGCCUCCUGCUGCUUGGACUCGUCAAGUUGGGCUCCACAUGCAUUGAUGACCGAUCACCAUUGCCAGCGGGAUUCAAUCUGGUUCCAGUGGACUACGUUGCAGAUGCUGUCGUCGUUGUAACAAGGGCCAGGCGCAGCUUGCCACCUGGUCCGAUUCAUCUUUGUGCACAGGAAGCCAUUUCCACCCGAACUUUGUGCCGAUGGUUGAGUGAAGCUGGCCAUGAGUUGAAGGACCUUUCGCCGGAGGAAUUCUGUAAGAGAGUCCAACAGGUGGACGAGAUGCAUCCAUUGUAUGCUUUGCGAAGCAGCUUGACCUCUUCAAGGAAAACGCCCAUGGCCGAUGACGACGUGCAAAGUGACGCGAUUGACUGGGGCAAGAUCCUUGGAGAAGAGCUGAUGUUGAGUGGUCGCGCACAGGCGGCCCAGGCGGCUGCCGACAAGGCGGCAAACACAGAAGGGAGUGCACAAUCCGACAGCGACCAGCCAGUUGCAAAGGAAGAAAAGCAGAGCACCGUGCGAACAUCGCAUGCCAUCCCCAGUGCUUUGAAAUUGAUAGUUCUGUACUUCUCCGGCCGAUGGUGUCCUGCUUGCACGGAGUUUGACUCUGUUAUCAAGGACGUGUACGCCGGACUGAAGUCCCUGGAAGAGUCGUCAGAUAUCGAAGUCGUUUGGGUUUCUUGUGACCUAUCCGAAGACACGUACAAGAUGCACAUGAAGCGAAUCGGGUCCCUGCUCGGAGCUGUCUGGUCCCCAAAGCGCUUACAAGAACUUUCUGAUCGUUGGAAAGUGAAGGCGAUUCCAGCGGCUUUGGUCUUGGAUGCUCGAGAUGGCCGGAUAGUAACGGCAACCGCCAGGCGAGACAUGGAAGAGGCUAAGCACCGUGUGAUGCGGAGUGGGUCCAAAGAUACUAGGGAAACUGAAAUUUAUGGAAGCCUUAUGUUUCGUUGGCUUGAGCGUCUCGAUGCUCAACGCGCAGCUUUGGAUGACGGUAUGCCUGUGAAGGAUGAGAGCUCUGACGAGAGCUCUGAAGGCUCCGGGUCCAGGCAGUCUUCACAUAGCCACACGAGCAAAGCUUCGUCGCGGCGAAACAGUGAAAGCUCGGCACAAGCAAUGGCAGAGGCGUUGGCUUUGUACCACGAAAUGCAAGACGGAGGCUUACAACUGGAUGUGAUCACAUGUGCAGCGAUGCUGAGUGCUUGUGAGAAGUGUUUGCAAUGGAAUUGGGCGCUGACCUUGUUGAAGGAGGCCGUAUGCUCGCAGCUUGCUUUGGAUGUGACUGCAUACAGCGCGGCCAUCAGCGCUUGUGCCGCUGCUGUGCAGUGGAAGUGGGCCCUGCGCCUGUCCUCAGAAAUGGCAGCUGCAGGAGUGAGGCCUGACACGUGUGCAUACAACGCUGUGGCGUCCUCAUGCGAAGCAGCGGGUCACUGGCAGGACGCGUUGCAAGCUGUCGUGGCGAUGCAGAUUGGGAAUCAAAGGCCCAAUGUUCUGACCUUCGGAGUUGCUCUCAGGGCUUGCGUCCAAGGAGUUCUCUGGGAGCAAGCCUUGAACUUUCUCGUCGGAGCCCGUCAAGGUGCCAUCGACCUGGAUUCCGUUGCUUUUGCCACUGCCGUGACCGCCUGUCAGACUGGUGGCAAUUUGGGAAAGGUGCCGGAGCUCUUGAAGGCACUUGCAGAAUCAGGGUCCAUGUCUCUGGCAAGAAGAUGA